CCGAAAGUGUUAGGUGCAUCUAAGUUGACAUAUCGGUGAAAAUAUUUUUAAUUUUGUUGUGUGUUGUAUAUAAAUCAAACAAGUGUGCUAUUACGAAUAAUUCCCGUUUAUGUUUGAUCCUUCUGCUGGAGUAGUCGGCUGCAUCAAGGGCGAUUUUAUAUGGGUAGAAAGCUAAGUGCGUGGAAAAGCUGGUGGAUAUAGAUGAGAGACAUGUUGAAAAUGAGACCAUAUGUACCAUCCGAUCGGAUAGCAAUCAGGGACAGUAUAGACGAGGAGUGCAGUGAUGAUAUUGAAGAUGAUGUAUUCAUUCGGGAUGGAAAAUCGGGAAAGAACAAUGAGGAAAAAGGACUAAAACGGCCACUAAUGGCACCUCGAAGGAAAAACAGUAAAACGCCUAACCCAAUACCUAUAAUGAAAAAGCAUCGGCGAUGUUGGAAAUGCUGUGAGCCAUUCUGCUAUGGCCUAGCUGCAGUUGUAAUUUUAGUAGCCCUUAUCCUUCUGGCCGCCCUUCUUCUAACGAUGUUUCCGAUUCCUUUGCAAAAAAUCAAAGUGUGGCUUCGCCGAGAUGUUCCUUUGAACGCACAAUUAGCUAAAUUCGAUAUUCUAAAACCAGAACAGGUACCGUGUUCUCAAAUAAGCGUGCAACGAGUAUGGAGCACUCCAUUUGUGAGACUGAAUAGUGAAAGCCCUGUGAGGAAAGCUGAUCUGAAUGGGGAUAAAAUCGAUGACAUCGUGUUCGGGUACGGUAUCGAUGAUUCGAUUCCGCGGGAAAAUUACCUUAAAUGCGUAUCCCAUCGACUGGAGACUGAAGUUCCUUGCGAGGGUGGAGUUUUAGCUCUGGAUGGUGCCACAGGAAGGACUCUUUGGCAAAGAUGGACCGUAGCGAAUGUGUUCUCGUUAUAUUGCAAUGUAGACCUUGAUUCUGACGAAAUUAUCGACUGUUUCGUUGCAGGCGGUGGUGGGCUCAUAUCUGCUAUCAGCGGUAAGACUGGGUCAGUAAUUUGGGAAUUCAAGGAGCUCGAGGUUGAAACCAACUCUCCAAUUUUAACCGACUUGUACACUAUAAGUGCAAUACGUGACCUUGACUCGGAUCAAGUUCCUGACAUUUUGGCUGUGCAUGUAGAGGAAAGAGAGACAUCACGAGCAGGGCAUAUAAAGCUGAUAUCAGGGAAAACAGGGAAAGUCAUUCGCAGCAUUCCGACACCAUUCCGUCAGGAGGUUUUCGUUCCUAUACAAGUCCUGAAUGACCUGGACGGAACGGAGCAGCUUUUAAUUGUCACUGGAGGGCAGAACACUCCAGGUGGCCUUUAUAAAAUUCGCCUACACUCGGUCAUGAAUUACUUCAGCUACAAGGAAUUCUUCCCUAUCUAUCAAACGGAGUCGACAGGAUUUAUGGUUCCUGCAGUGUUAUCCGAUAUAAAUGGGGACAAUGUUGCUGACAUUGUUGUCUCUGCAUUUAAUACAACUGUGUAUGCAUUUGAUGGAAAAAACGGAUCAAUACUAUGGUCGUAUAUGUUCCCGACAUCAGAGAGUAUCAGCUCGAUAGUUCCAGGACAUUUCGAUAGUGACAAUAUAACCGACUUUAUGGUGAAGUACAAUACAGGAUCUGGUUUUCCAGUCUACUAUUAUUCGGAAACAACGAUAUUGAGUGGUGCAUCAGGAUUGCCAUUGUUAGACGCUAUGAUGACCGAUUCUGGGGGCCCCAAUGGACUGUUAGGUGGAAUAUCAGUUUCGCAGACUUUUGGAGGAGAUAUCUUCCUACACUGGCAGGUUCAGUGUCGCGGAAAGUAUGAUGCGAAAGAUGCUUACAUUUUCAUACCAGACAGUGACAUAAUUUUGCAAUCAAGAGCGGAUACAUGUCUCUUGCGCUACAACACAUCAACCGUGCUGAAACUUUACGCAAUCACUAGGCAUAUUGAGCCACCUGGUGCUGUCAUAUUCAGUUCAGAUGACCUUAAUCUUCGACUAAACCGCACAGAAACUGCCCAAACGCAGAAAAAUUCAAAAUCUCCGAUUAAACAUCCAAAAAUUUUAAAGAAAUUAAUGACAAAGGAUCAACCGCCCCCAGUUGAAACUCAAUCGCAGGAACAAACGACCGUACAUUCUACAGAUAAAAAACGGAUCGAAGUACCAAAGAUUCGUACGAAAUAUCCAAGGCCUAUCCUUGAUAAUAAUUUGAUGAACUCUGUACAACAGGAGGUGGAAUCGGUCUAUGAUCCGGUGUUUUAUCGACCCUAUGCGAAUCAACCAGGAAAAGAAUUUAAGGACGAUUACGAAUCUGAAGGUAACGCAGAAGAAUACGAGCCCAUGUACAAUGAUGAUCAGCAACGACCUAUACACUUCCGCAGUAAAUAUCCGAUAAAUAGAGACGUCCGCAGUGAAAGCGUUGAAAUCGAAGAAGUGCUUUCCAAUCAAACAAAGGACAAGGUACGACCCCAUUCCAACACCAAUGAAGAACCGUACAACUUGUGGGAUCUUGAGCUAGAGAAAGAGGAAGAAGACGCUGCCAAAGAAGCUCGAACCCACGAUUACGUUUCGCGACAAACUCGCGAAAGUGACGAGAAGCAAAACUUUCUACCUUCCAUCUCAUCAACGGGGGUACUGACAGAAUCUCUUGACAAAUCUGCUAAUAGUUCUAUAGAUUUUGUGUUUGUUUUAAAUGUUCGAGAGUCAGAGGUCUAUCCACCACUACUUCUCCCAGAAGAUGUUCAUUGCUUGGACGAGAAAAUGAAUGGUUAUGGAAGACUACCCAAGGAAGAACUGGAGUCACUGCAGAAACAAUACCUGAAGCAAUGUCUCCAUUCUCGUUUACCAAAUAUGGAGCCAGACUUGCCACGCUUUGAAUCCCAAAUGGUGGUGACAAGGAUAUCAAUAUCGUGUACCUGCCGUGAUUUACAAAGGAGUGAAGUGUGUUCCCGUAUCGAAAGUAUGGAUAAGCAGAAAUGGACAGAAUUCAUGGGUAACUGGGGAAAUGGUAUAUUUUAGAAAGUGUGAAAGUUGAAGUUGAAUCCAAAUGAAUUUUAUAUUUUCUAUUUUCUUCUGCAAGUAGAGGAAUACAUAUGUACAUUAUUGUAAUCUUUAUUGCAAUUGAAGAAUCUAAUAACAUUUCAUUGUAAAUUUGCGAUGUCUGUACAAAUAGACUAGGAUAAUCUACAUAAAUAAAUU
Messenger RNA from Hermetia illucens (black soldier fly), 3165 nucleotides. RefSeq lists its product as uncharacterized. The record is from RefSeq and is a predicted model, not a curated record. The coding region runs from base 202 to 2985 and encodes 927 amino acids. Gene Ontology annotation, molecular function: protein binding. Lineage: Eukaryota; Metazoa; Arthropoda; Insecta; Diptera; Stratiomyidae. The transcript has 8 exons.